CGCGCCAAACUCCCUUUCUGGUUGGCAGUUGAAAUGUCAGUUUAGGUAGCAUUAGCAGACAAGAUGCGCUUGUUUCUGCGUGAACUUUACUGAAUGGUCAGUGAACAGAAACACCCAGACAUCGCGUAAAUUGAACCAAAGAAAUCAAAGCAAAGACUUGUGUAGUUUCAAAAACAUGGGGGCCCUAAUAUCUCGAUGGAAGGCAAAGCCAACAACAGUUGAGCAGCUGGAGAACCUGGACAAGGAGAUUAAAGAGCUGGAAGAGUUUAAAACUAAAAACCAGCGUCUGCAAAAGCUAUGGGUUGGCCGUUUGCUACUUUACUCAUCUGCCCUUUACCUGUUGACCUCCCUGAUCGUCUACUGUCUUUACCUCCCCGAGCAUUGGUUGCAGAGAAUAGCCAUGGCCCUGCCUUUCUUCAUAUACCCUGUGCUGGUGUGGUUCAUCAGAAAGUUAUUGAUUUUUCUCUUCUCCAAACGCACUGAGAGAAACAGUGAAAAACUCGAAGAUUUAAAGGCUGCCAAAAAAAAGAUUCUUGAGGAGGUGAUGGAGACAGAAACGUACAAAAAUGCCAAGCUCAUCCUGGAACGUUUUGAUCCUGAGGCUAAGAAGAAAGCUGAACUUGAGUCAACUCCAGUGCGUUCUCCGAUGACUCCCAGGCCAGGACAAGAGAUUCGGCAGAGAGGGGUGGCAAUGAGACCGAUGCCAAUGGGCACCCCGCAUGCAAUGGUCAUGACUCCUCCACCGGGAGCACGUCCCUUGCUGGGGCCAGCAGGCACACCUGUGGAACGUGUUCCUCUCUCAGCUCCAGGAGGUCCACCAGACAGAUCUGCUCUGUCUGCUUCGGUCCUACAGGGCGCAGUACCGAGGACUCCCUCCUCCCCAAUGCUAGGUAUGCACCCUCCAGGUCCUCCGUUAGCUAGACCCAUCUUGCCCAAAGACAGGGGAGCUCUGGACAGAGUCAUUGAGUAUCUGGUAGGGGAUGGACCACAGAACAGAUACGCGCUGAUCUGCCAGCAGUGUUUUUCUCAUAAUGGCAUGGCUCUGAAAGAAGAGUUUGAAUAUCUAGCAUUUCGUUGCGCGUAUUGCUACUUUAUGAAUCCAGCCAGGAAGACUCGUCCUCAGGCCCCCCGACUUCCAGAGUUCAGCUUUGAAAAGAGGCUGCGGGCUGAAUCACGUUCACCUGGGCCAUCACCACGUUCUGGGACAGAUACAGAGGAGAGCGCGCCACCUUCUGGAGAUGAGAAGGAGAUGGGAGAUUGUGAAGGAAUCACUAAAGAAGUAGAGAGCGAGCGCCCAUUAGAGGAGCAGGAUCAGCUGCAGCAGAAGGAAGAAGAGAAAGAAGAGGAAGAAGAAGAAGAAAUUGUUGAGGAAGAGGUGGCUGAGGAUGAACCAGAGCAGAGUCGCAGCAGCCCCUGUGACACAGGAGCUCAGCCAUCGUAGUUUCUAAGAAGCCAGAAAAGGUCCACAAGGAUGUGAUUGUUCUGUCCAGGCAGAAGGUGAUGGUAAUGGCCAGGAAGUUAUUGAUAUUUAAAAGCAGCAUUGAUGGACAAGGAUUAGCAUCAUCAUUAUUUAUAUUUAUUAGUGAAAUUGUCCAACAGUAUUGCCAAAAAUGAUGCCAACAUAUCUUGGUCAUGAGUUUGAUCCGAUGACUGGGAAGGAGUCAGAUUGAGGGUUGUAGUUUGAAUUUUAAGGCUAUUUCUCUGUUGUGUAGUUGGUUGAUUGGUGAUAUUGCUCUGUAGGUGCACUGACUAACUUAAAGUAACGAUUUACACUCUAAGGUCCUUAUAGGGUUAAUGUAAUUGGAUGCUGUAUGGUUUUGAUAAGAAAAAGCGUUUUAGAUAGAACUGCUGGUUCACACAUUGUUUUUCCUCAGAUGAAAUGACGUUAAAAAGAGGAUUGCUGCUGAUUAAAAUGACUUCCUGAAGUGGGUGAGAAUGUCAGAUAGUUGUAGCAAAAGGUCAACACAAACACUCCUUAUCCAGUGUGGGAAACACUGGAUUUUCCUACACUAUCCAAACACUGACAUGCAUAACACAUGAAGUCCAUCUCAGGAUAAACCUGUUGUGAAUCAGGACAGCUUUUGUUGUGUUUACAGUAUGUGCAUACAAGUAUGUUGUAUGUUGUUAGGUUUCAGGCUGCUGCUGUGGCUUUUUCAUCUUCCAUUUUCCAUAGAAACAUUUAUCUCUUUGGAUACCGUCUGUUAUAGUGAUGUUUAGCCAACGCUGAUGCAUGUAUGCUUUUAUUCCCAUACAUUUUAAUGCUUUUUGUUUCUCUUUUGUUUUCAUUAUAUUACUGCAUCUUUGUCCCGAACUGCCAAUGAUGAGAUAUGGGCAGUUAGUUGCAUUUAAAUCUAUUGGAAGCAAAAGUACUGAAAUUGAAUGCUGAAUGAGGGGAGUAAACCAGAGUGUGGCUAAUAUUGCAUCAAGGAAAGGAAGGAUGCUUAUUACAGAAACAAUUAGCUGUAGUCUGUUCACUGAAAGAGGGGAAAAAAAGACUCAUUCUCACUUCUUCUUUUUUUUUUUUUUUAGAGGCUGAGAGAAUGAAUUUAAAUAAUGUUUAACUUCAACUGUUACGCUAAAGAAUCUGUGCUCUACCAAUUGGUAUGGUAUUCACCACUUUUCUGAUGCUGAUGAAAACGGCUAACAUGACUCUCAUUACUCUUAUUUCCUUUAUAAUCUGCAUUUGUGUGUGUGUGUGUGUGUGUGUGUGUGUGUGUGUGUUCUCUCAUUUUGUGGCUGGAUUGAAACGAACUGGCCAUCAAAUCUGGAAAAUUUGAUUUAUCAGAGGAAACAUGUUGACUCUAUUUUUCCUUGCCAUCUUUGAGCAGAAUACAUUUAACUAAGCUCUUACUUUUAAUCAAUGUCUGCAAGAUAUUGCCUGUCAAAAAUUGUUAUUAGCUUAGUUAUAACAUUAGUAUUUAUUAGCUGGUAACAAUGAAAAAAUUGCUGAAUAAACUUCUGUAUACUUUGCAAGCAGAAGAAACAAACGACUUUGAGCUUAAACUGCCAGUUUAUCUGUAUGUUUUCAUUGCCAAUGGUUUUACUCAGUUAGGAUUAUAAUUUGCCAAAUCCAUUGCUUUUUUUCGUCUGUACUUCACGUUGUCAUUUGCACUGAGUUAUAUUUUUAUUUUAUUUAUUUGGCUAUACAGUGUUUUAAUUAGUAAAUCAGACAUUUUUUAAAAUGUACUAAUUUAACCUUUUAUUGCCAUUGUGUUCACAGCUAUUUAAGUGUAUUCCUUGAUUCUGUUUCGGUAAACAUUAGGUCAUAAAAUAUUGAAAGAGUUUACGUCUCUGUGUUUACGUUCAUUCUAAAUGUUCACAGUAGGUACCUGGUGCCAUUAUUCUAAGUCCUAGCUGUAGCUUAAGGGAUGGGAAUUAAUUCUUCAUUUGGCUUGUUGUGUUAUUAGGUGGAACCAGGAGAAAUGGUGAGUGUCUAUGCAAAUGUAAAUGUCCUGUAUCACCUGUGUUGCACAGGUUGGGUCCCAGAGACACACCCUGAUGACGUGGGGAAAAUAGUUUUGCCAAAAGUUGGCUGGUAGGAUUGGGACAGCCCAAAGAAUCCAGAGGCAAGAAUGUUUUUGGAUAAACCUUGGUCAAAUGUUAAGGAGAGAACACUUUGUGAAUUUCAAGUCUCCUGUCAUGACACGUUGAGUAUCACUUGAACUUUUAAUUUUUUCCUAAUCCCGUUAUUUCCCUUCAUCUGAUUGUUUUACAAAGUUGGGGAAAAAACUGGUACCUGCAGCAUCUUACUGACUUAAUGCUUCCAAUAUCAACAAACCGUUUUUGGUAUUUUUACAUGCUGGUGAAAUAUGUGUAUAACUUCAUAAUAUGAGGCUGUCUGUUAAAUAUUUAAAGAAUGUCCCAGAUCCUCAACAUGGUGUCUCGCAUCCUGAUGUGUAAUGCUUGUUUCUUUUCCGUUUGUAGUUUUGUUUUUGCCUUCCUAAAUUUAUCAAAUGGAUUUCUGCCCAUGCUUUUUGUCAUUAAAUUUGCACUUGGAACGCCCAAUAAAGAGUUUUUCAACAACAAA
Pelmatolapia mariae (spotted tilapia) is the source of this 4027-nucleotide messenger RNA. It is a transcript of the gene lnpkb, whose product is annotated as lunapark, ER junction formation factor. Gene Ontology annotation, cellular component: endoplasmic reticulum tubular network. Gene Ontology annotation, biological process: endoplasmic reticulum tubular network organization. The transcript is spliced from 15 exons. The record is from RefSeq and is a predicted model, not a curated record. The coding region runs from base 176 to 1441 and encodes 421 amino acids. NCBI's taxonomy places the organism in Eukaryota, Metazoa, Chordata, Actinopteri, Cichliformes, Cichlidae.